Molecule: messenger RNA, 2232 nt
Organism: Mycena citricolor
Lineage: Eukaryota; Fungi; Basidiomycota; Agaricomycetes; Agaricales; Mycenaceae
Source: the annotation of a GenBank genome assembly
AUGUCCGGACGCCGGCACGUCUCGUGGGCCACCGACCCGGAAGUGGAGGAGCAUGCGCUGCUGUUGCGCGCCGACGAAACGGCGGACCCGGAGUCGGAGCGUCCACGUCCUGCAGCACCACCAUCACCACGUAUAUCUAGGCGACAGCGCGCCUAUGCAUACGGCGCUCUCUUCCUCGUCACGAUCCCUCUGUUCCUCCUCUUCGUCAUCGCGCUUCUCCGCCAUCCGGACGAACGUGCGACCUCCGCGGGAUCGGCUUCGGCAGCAGCAGCAGCAGUGCUGGAGCACCCGGACACAUUCAAGCUCGACGCGGCAUUUGACCGGACGGCGCCCCCAACGACACGCGUGUACAGAUGGACGGUAUCCGAAGUGAUGAUGUACGAGCCUGGUUUCGGCUCGAACCGCACGCGCGUCGUGGUGAACGGUCAUUCGCCCGGGCCUCUUAUCCAGGCCAACCAGCACGAUCGGGUGGUGGUCUACGUGACGAAUGGGCUGAAGGCGGAGGGCACGUACGAGUCUUCGCGCUAUAUUCCGUUCUACCCUCACCGCUGGUGCAGGUCUAUCCACUGGCACGGGCUCCCUCAGCCGGGUACUCCGUUUUACGAUGGGACGCCCGGUGUUACGCAGUGUCCGAUCCCGCCGGGGCAGACACUGGUGUACAACUUCACUUUCGGAGACUUCAAUGGAACGACAUGGUGGCACGGCCACUCGGGUGUACAGCACACGGAGGGCCUCGUCGGGCCCAUCGUAGUCCACUCGCCCACUGAAUACGGCUCGGACGCAAGAUCGAAGAUCUCCGACCAUAUCAUCACCAUUACUGACAACUACGCGGACUCGGCUAAGCCGAUGCUCGUGGAUUAUCUGGCUGUGUGUGCUGUCCUGUCGUAUGCGGCACGUUCGUCUAACAACGUAGCCGCACAGUCGACCCCGAUUGAAACGACCGACGAGCCUGUUCCGGACUUCGCCCAGAUCAACGGCGCGGGUGCCGGUGGACACGAAGAUGAUCGUGGGGUGUACGACGAGGUGUCUGUGCCCAAGGGCUGGACACCCACCCUCCGCCUCAUCCACGCUGGAUCGUUUGCGCCGAUGCGCAUCUCCGUCGAUGGCCACGCACUGACCAUCGUCGAGACUGAUGGCACACCGACCGAGCACGUGCAGGUGCGCGACCUUCUGAUCUGGCCGGCCCAGCGGUAUCGCGUGCGCCUGGAUCCCGUGGGCACCGCCGUGCCGCAAGCCGUCUGGGUCAGGGCGCACAUGGAGGACAGCGCGUUCUCCUACGACAACUUGCGCCAGCAGCCCGAAGCGCGCGCGAUCAUGCGCUUGUCUUCUUCCUCCUCCUCCGGUGCAUCGCGGCCGACGUCGCACCCCGGACCGCUCGAUCAAGACAAGGCCGUCAACGACUGGUGGGCCCGGCUGCCCCACUUCGACGAAUGGACGCUCCACCCCGGCGCGGGCAUGCAAGCCCUGCCGACAUCCCACGACACGCUCACAGUCCCGUUCAAGUUCUCGAUCCAGCGCACGAGCGCGCGCAACUGGCGCUCGUUCAUGAACAACACAAGCUGGGAGAUCCCGCCCGCGCGCGACGCGAUGCUCGUCGCGGAUCUGGCCGGGAUAUAUCGCGGCGACCCGCUGCGCGUGAAGAGCUAUCCCGUAGAUCAGCUCGUGGCUGCUAUUCCUCGGGACCACGUCGUCGACUUUGUGAUUACGAACCUUGAUGACGGAGACCAUCCGUUCCACUUCCGCGAUGGGUGCAGGCAUGGCUACGCUCCUUGGCUUCUGGGACACGGGAAAGGGCGCUUCAGAUCGUACGUGAACCACCUCGACACCACGAAUCCGAUUCGUCGAGAUACCUUCACCGUUCCUGCACGCAGCUGGGCUGUCGUUCGUAUUCUGACAGACAAUGCCGGAUACUGGGCCUUCCAUUGCCACAUCUCAUGGCACAUGGCCGGGGGCGGGAUAUUCCAGCUUGCUGUGCCCCCGGCGGCUAACGAGACGUUGACGCUCCCGGAGGACAUUGUGCGGCAUUGUCGCAUGUGGGACAAGUAGUGGCGCGCCUCGUACUUGUGACCGGAUUUCGUCAGAACAUGCGCAGUCUAGGGGUGAGCUGUCCACACUGGGAAUAGUGCAUAACCACGAGACAUCUCUAUUGUUGGAUCAAGCCGAUUCAAAAAUAGCAGCUGGCAGUAGAUAUGUCUCCUGCACCCAUACAUUCAGCCUAAAGAUUACUGUACA